Tachysurus fulvidraco (yellow catfish) is the source of this 7181-nucleotide messenger RNA. It is a transcript of the gene lin28b, whose product is annotated as lin-28 homolog B (C. elegans). Gene Ontology annotation, molecular function: zinc ion binding; nucleic acid binding. Bases 303 to 914 code for a protein of 203 amino acids. The transcript is spliced from 4 exons. NCBI's taxonomy places the organism in Eukaryota, Metazoa, Chordata, Actinopteri, Siluriformes, Bagridae. The record is from RefSeq and is a predicted model, not a curated record.
GCCAAUCAGGAGCCAGUCAGAAAGAAAGGGAGAGAGAGAGAGAGAGAGAGAGAGAGAGAGACGAGCAAACAUCAAAAGAGGCGAAGCACGCUGUACCAUGCGAGCUCGCGCUCGAAAAUCGCAAUGUCGGAUCCACGGUGACGCGCAUCAUCUUCAUCACCAUCUUCAUCACCACCGCCGCCAUCAUCAUCAUCACCACCAACAAUAUCGCCCUCGAUCGCCCCGUUUUGCAAAGGAAACGUGUUUUUUUUCCCCAUCGGAGGAACUUCGCUGGAACAUAGAGGGUCCGCGCGCGGGGAAACAUGGCCGAAGGAGGGCCGCGCGGCGACGCCGCCAAGUGCCCGGGGCAGGAGGAGCGGAGCCCGGGGCAGGUCCUGGCUGGAUCCGGCUACUGCAAAUGGUUUAAUGUCCGCAUGGGAUUUGGAUUUAUAUCGAUGACCCAGAGCGAGGGGCGUCCAGUGGACCCUCCGUUAGACGUCUUUGUCCACCAGAGUAAACUGGUGAUGGAGGGCUUCCGGAGCCUGAGGGAAGGCGAGCAGGUGGAGUUCACCUUUAAAAGGUCCAGUAAAGGGUUGGAGUCGCUCAGGGUAACGGGGCCCGGGGGUGGACCCUGCUCCGGCAGCGAACGACGCCCCAAAGGAAAGGCCAUGCCCCCAAAACGCAAACCAAAGGGAGACCGGUGUUAUAACUGUGGAGGUCUGGACCACCAUGCUAAAGAGUGCAGUCUGCCACCUCAGCCAAAGAAAUGCCACUACUGUCAGAGCGUGAGUCACAUGGUGGCCCAGUGUCCCCACCGGGGGGCGCCAUCCCCCUGCAGCUCUCAGGACCCCCGGCAGUCCCGAGACGACGCCCACUCUUCAUCUCCAGAGGACACGCCUCCCACUUCUCAGCACUGGAGGCUGUCCCGAGACUGACUGCAGACUCGCCUCUGAACUCUGACCUCCGACCUCACUCUGAGAGAGCCUGGAAUCAGCAUAGUCUACCUCACACGUUCGAGGAACAAGGGAGGUUUUCACUUCCUGCGCAGCUACGGCAGCAGCCGUGUGUGUGUGUGUGUGUGUGUGUGUGUGUGUGUGUGUGUGUGUGUAUGUGUGUGUUAGGACCCUGACUGAUUUACCUUCUAUGCAACUAUGGCACAGGUUAUCAGGGGGUAGCUGUGUGUGUGUGUGUGUGUGUGUGUGAGAGAUGUGCUGUGAGACACUGAAGUGAAUGUGAAUCCAAAUUCAUAGUCAUCAUCACAUAAACCUCACGAAGUCUUCAAGCUGCUAAUUUCGAUCGAUUCUGAAGGCCGCUAGAUCAUAAAGGUACAAUCAAACUUUUUUUUUUGUUUUCCCCCUUUUUUUAAUCAACAUUCGAUCAAAGGCAAACAAAUCAUUCCACUUUGAAGAGCCAGGCUGAUCAAACACAUCGACUUCACCCUAAUGCUAAUGCUAAUGCUAACACCGCAGCUACAGACCUUUUAGUCAUAACCAAGUUGAGCCAAGUCGAGGAGAACAGAUCAGAUGCUCAUCCCCAGAAUCUCUGCCUUUUAUAUAAUUUAUGUCGUUUUGACAAAUGGGACAAAACAUAAUAACGCUUCAUCGUUCCUUCUUAUACGACAUACAAAAUCUUUUCCGCCAAUUUGGAACUCGCGUGACGCACGAACGUUUUUCUACGAGCCCACGGUUCUCUUCACUUUACAGCUACAACCUGAAAACGCUCGAGCUUCAUCACAGAAAGCUUUUCACGACGGUUCUUUUCUCCAAAAAAUAUUUUUGGAUGUCAACGUUUGUACCUGAACUGUUAUUAACCAUCGAAGUUACUCUACGCUAGUUAGCGAUUUUUAGUCCGCUAGCUAGCUAACAUCUGAUUAUCGUAGCCUCUCCACAUGUAUACGGAUUUAGCUAAAAAAUUUGGGUCUGUUUUUGAAAAGUAUUUUUUCGAAUAUUCAGCCUUUACAAGAGUGCAUCAACUGUUAGGUGGAAUACCACAGCGACAUCAUACAGAGGUACAUAACGCAAACGGCGCGCAUAAUGAGCAGCAAAUAUCAACAACUGCGCAAAUGCAAUCGCCACAACAAUCAGCAAUACUUUGCACAAAUCUAAUCUAAGUCUGUGCUCAUCAUGUGGUGCGUAUCAGCAGACAGAAGAGUCGCUCGGCGAUCUUAUUAAUGCUAACGUGCGAGAAAUUGACGCGAAAUGAAAUAGUACCACAAUAAGCACAAGUGAACAAACAAGCACAUUCACACCACAACAAAACCCGUUUUUCUGGUCCACCUGAAAACCAAAAAAUGUUCAAAUUUCUCUUUUUCUCUUACUUUUUAUUUGACUUUUUUAUUUGUAUUUUUUUAUCAAAUUUUUUUUUUGAAAACAGUACUUUUCAGUGACACAGAGAAGUGUGAUGUUUUUGUGGACCGGAGGCCUAAACACACAGAGUAGUUUUGUGACUUUAGCCACAGACGCUAACGCUAACGGUUCUUCUGACCGCUCGAUCGGACCGCCAGAUUAUUGCCGAUUGCACCUGGAAUCUUUUCCUCAGUGAACUCUCCGCCUUUAGGAUCUCGAACAUGAAGUAGCUUUUUCUAGCUGGACUGUUAUCAAGCGUGUGGAGGAGCCUCGGUUAUUUACCGCCGCUUUAAUAUUCAUAUUAUUCACACAGAGGAACUCUGCCUCAUCAUCGCUAACUGUGUGUGUGUGUGUGUGUGUGUGUGUGCGUGUGUGUGUUCACUCAUGCAGAGACAGUGCUGCUUUUCAUAAUCACUUGAACUGCGCAAAAAAAACAAACAAAAACAAAAAACCCUGUUUGACUGCGGUGUCUCUCCUCUGACCAAACUGAAUGUGAAACUCGUAGCCGGUUGCGGAAAAAAUGUUUCCUUUUAUUUUUUUUAAACCUUGUGUGUCGACAAAUCAACCAGUUACGCACCGUAUACCGUAUUUUCUGAAAUAUAACACACACGCGAAUUUAUUAUUUUUUUUAAAUUAGUUUUUUUGAGUACACUAGUGUUAGCUUUGUGCUAACAUAUCAACAGAAACCUUAGUUUAAAAGGCUCACUAACGAUCACUUGAAGAAAUCCAGCAUAUAGCAGCGCUAACAGGCUAGGAGUAAAACCACGGAUUUCCAUGACAUUCUCAUACAAGACCUGUAGCUUAGAUUAGUUAACUAGGAAGAUUUCAACUGACGGCGUAUUACAAAAAAAAAAAGACACCAUGAUGUGCCAUGACAUUAUAGUUCUAAGCUCUAAAUAGCUGCUAGUUUAGCUAGCUAGUGCCUAGCAGUACUAAUAGUUAGAUAUUUUAAACGUGAAGCUGUUUCAUUUAAGCUAGCUGGCUAAAUUUCAUCAACUCUUGGUUUUAGCUAACUGCUAAUUGAUACACAGGAAGGACAUGUCUUGUCAGGUCAGACUUUAUAACUAAAAGCUAGCUCGAAAUAGCUUUCGGUCUUUGUAAAGAAAAAAAAAACUCUUGGAGGAGAAUACGGUAUACGCAGCGGGUUUGUUUUUAAACGCUACAUAAACUCUAUUUUGGUAUAGAGGUGUGUACCAAAGAUGCCGGCAGUGUUGCGGUCAUUCAGAGUGCGGAGGAUCUACAUCAAAUUUCACCACCAAUACCAAGCAAACCGCAGGUCCUAUACUCAGUGACAAACAGACAAACACAAUAUGAGUGAGAGAGAGAAAGAGAGAGAGAGAGAGAACAUUUUUCUGAUACAUCGUAUUUUUUACCCACAAUUCCUCUCAGGAUGAACAACUCUCAGGGAACAGAUGGAGCGAUUGGACUGACGUAUCCUCAUGGGAAAGACGGCGGUGUUUUCUCCAACACUAAACCUCCUCACUGUUACGUUUCCUUCACAUGCAGUACAACACGUAUGCUGUUAAACUACCUCGGAGUUCUACAUCAUCAUGCCUUAGCAAGCUGGUUGUUUGUUUUCGUUUGGUCUUUUGUUCAAAUUGCCUGUUGUUAUUUCAUGAGGUUUUCGCUUCUUAGUUUUUUUUGUGUCAUAUCUGAAUGUUUUAUUUGGACGGUAAUACAUUUGUUUACAGCAAAAGCCUACCUCAUUUCCUGUGUUCCUCAUCAGGGCUGGUGUGAGGCGGCUGAGAGGAAACCAGACUGAGCGCCGGUUUAUUUCCUGAUUAUCAGGCUAUUGGGAUAUAGAACAUGUCUUUAGACGAUCUGCUGUGGGUUCGCGUGUAAAGCUGGACAUGCACUACAAGCAUGUUAAAAAAAAAAAAGACCAUGAAAGAACUUUGCGAGAAAACAAUAUUUUACAUAAAAAUCAUGCUAACGUCAUGCUAACGUCAUCGAGCUGUAGGCGAGGGUUUCCGCACCCGUUUGUUUCUAAUAAUUCGGCCACAACAGCUUCAACAAGAAGUUUUAAAUAUGCACAUAGAUCAAUCACAACAUGAACACAAUUAAUUAUUCCUUAUUUCACAUUUAUAAAUGUUUGGGUACUUUUCCUCUAUCACCCGAUUGUUGAGCCUUUAGCUUUGUUGACUAGUUAGCAGGAGUCUAGAGGAUAACAUCGGUAAGCUAGCUUGCUUAAAUGUCCUGACGCUUUGGAUUUAAGCUAGCGAGCUAACUAUUUAUAGAUCCGCAUUCGAGCUAGCUGCUAACAUCGCAAGAUUUCGCUAGAUGCUGUGGUACGUUUGGUCACAACUUUUAAAGGAAGAGGCAAUUUGAUUCGGCAUUUCUCUCUCACUUGACUAUAGCAGCUAUCUAAAGUCGAUGUUUAAGCUAGCUAGCUAACUGAGUACAGUCCUACGGUCUAGCUGGCUGUUAUCUAGCUUUCACUAGAUACUUUGGUACAUUUGGUUGUCUUUGAGCUUCCGGUCUUAACAAAAAUCCUAGUCAAAUCUGGCAAAAGUCUGGCAAAUGUGCUGAUGGAAUGUAAUGUUUGUUUGAAGAGCGAUCUCCACGAGAAGAACAUAGCUAAUCGUAGCACAACAAACCCAAAUAUUCUUCAGUUUAAUUUAAUGCGGCAAGCUAAAAUGACAUUAAGCAGUUAGGAUUAACUGUAGCCAUGUCAGAUCUUGACUUUCGUCUUAUCACAAAAAGUAUCUAAACAAAAGCUAUUUAGCUAUCAUGAAAAUUGAUUGUGUUUGUUGAAAGAAUGAAACGCUUUGAUGAAAUAUUCAUGAAACUCGCCAGCUAAUAUCUUGACUAGUGACACUAUUACAUGUACAUGGCUAGCUCAAUAACUGGAGACACCACAAACUUCUGCUAGUGCUACGAUUGUCAGUCUUGUUGUCAUUUCCGACACCAACGGGUUUGCUAGAAAGUGUGUGUGUAAUUUGGCCCUGAAGUGAAUGUCCAGCUUCACGAAGCUCGAAGUGGGUUUACGGCGAUCGUCCUUCAUGGGACUGUGACUAGCUGGACACCAGUCAGAUCUGUAACGAUAAGGUCUCUGAUCGAACGGUUUUCUUUAGAUAUGUAAGUAUUAAUCACACUGAAGGUGGAGGAAGGAGGAAGGGAAGCUUCAGGAAGAACAGAAGUCUUUUAUUUUUAUUUUAUUUUUUUGUCACUGGAGUGCCUGUUCUCAUUGCCAGGAAUGAAGUUGUAUCGUUAUAAAGCCGCCUUUAAAAGAAUGUUGAACCAUCCUGGGAAUUCUGGGAUAUGGCCGUUAGUUUGUUGUAAACUGUCUCGCAUCAAUACUUAAAAAUCAGUGGGUAGGUAUGUGCCGCUACACAGUGUUUACCAUGAAUCAUGCUAACUGCCUAAUCUCUUAUCAUGAUUUACAUUAUUAUUAUUAUUAUUAUUAUUAUUAUUAUUAUUAUUAUUAAUAUUAUUAUUUAUGCGUUUAUCUGUACCUCUGAGUCUUUUGGUUAUUUUUGCUUGUUUUUAGUCACACGGUUGAUUAUAUUUAAAGACGAACCGAUCGAUCGACUGACUCUGUAACAAAUUGUAGGGAAACCGACGCUAUUCUAAAAGAUCCACCGUAUUAACGAUGUCUUAACAGAGGAGUUUAUUGUUUUAAUAGAUUAUGGGGAUAUGUGGAGAAGCAUGUUUUUUUUUUUUUUUUUGAGAGGAGGACCUGAAAUACGUCGGUGUUACGUUUCAGAGGAAGAACUACUGACGUGUUGAGGACAGAAGAGCGUUAAUGCAAUAAAUCAUCCAGAUUUUCAGACUUUAUCAUCAGCCUGGAAAAUCAACCUAUGGUUUAUAUUACAGCUAUGAUUUUUUUUUUUGACUGUACCUUCUUAGGGUUUUUUUUUUUUUUUUUUUUUUGAGCCUAAAUGUCAAGUUCACUAUUUUGGUUUCUGGAUUUAUUUUGAAAUAUGUUCCAAAACCCAUCAACGAUCCUGAGAUUGAGAGUGAAAAUGGCUGGCUCUAAAUUCAACGUACAGAUUGUUGCAAUUAACAGCGAAUGUAGUCAGUCAGCCGCGACACAAGUGAAGCUCGUGAAGAGCAGUUUAGUUCUGGUACAAACUGCAUCACUAAAGCAACUCACAGGCAGCAAAAUGUCUUAAACAGUGCUAAUCUGCUAGCGGGUGAGAUGUGAACAUCUCUCCAUGUUACUGCUCAUCAGUGGGGUGAAAGCUCAGCUACAUUCGGAGAGAGAGAACAGAACGUUUCCAUUCUAACACUUGAACAUAAAAAUCAAACUGUGUCUUUAUUUUAAAUACAUAUGAAGUUAUUUCCCUCCAUUUUAAAACCCUCAUGAAGUCAUGAAGGCAGCUGUGUUAAAAGCCUUGAGGGAUUUCUGGAGUAAAAGUUGAUAAUCCUGCUUCACAAAAGUCAAAAUGGAAUUUGGGCUAUUUUUUAUUUUAAAUGAAAACAUUUAGACCUGGCUGAAGAUGUAUUUUAGGCCGUAUACCAUAUUAAACCUAAUUAACUCAGUGAUAGCUGAACUCUUAGGCCUUCUUAAUGCUCUGAAAUUGGAAUGAACUCACUGUAGGCUUUAACUCUUGUUCCUAUUAAAUACGUAUAUAUUUUUUUUGGCUGUUAUUAUAUCAUAUCCCUCAUUGUAUCCUCAUUAUUUGGUCUGUGAAUCUUUGGAGUUUUGACUGUAUUACGUUUGAUGAAUGAAAUUAAACCUGCUAUAUCAACAUGAACAUCUUCAGUAUCGAGUCGUUCAUGAGUCUCCAGUUGAACCGCCAACGAAUCACACUGUUUUUAUUUAUUUAUUUAUUUAUUUAUUUAUUUAUUUAUUUAUUUACAGAAUCCUGAUCACAGUUCUCACUCACGACUCUUUCACCAAGUUUGUAAGGA